Molecule: messenger RNA, 996 nt
Organism: Metarhizium album ARSEF 1941
Lineage: Eukaryota; Fungi; Ascomycota; Sordariomycetes; Hypocreales; Clavicipitaceae
Product: Epoxide hydrolase-like protein
Exons: 1
Coding region: 1-996 (331 amino acids)
Molecular function (GO): catalytic activity
Source: RefSeq, a predicted model, not a curated record
AUGACCAUCCAGCUCCCCUCGCGUACCUUCUUCGAGGCGUCAAAAGGCCGCACAUACUCGUACGUGCACAUUCGCCCGGCGGGCACCGCAACUCACCCGACUCUCCUCCUCCUCCACGGCUUCCCAUCACACGUACCCGACUGGACGCGGCAAAUUGACCACUUCGCCCGGCUUGGCUACGGAAUCAUAGCCUGCGACCUACUCGGCUUCGGGCAGAGCAGCAAACCCGCAGAUGCAUCCAGCUACCGUCUCAAGCCAAUGGCCGACCAACUCCACCGGCUACUAGACGCAGCUGGCGUGCAAAGGGUCGUAGGCAUCGGGCACGAUAUUGGCUCGACGCUUCUCUCCCGGUUCGCAGCCUACCACCCAGACAGGUUCAUGGGCCUCGUCUUUCUCGCCGUCGGCCCGCCCAAGCUAGGCACCCGCUUCGACCUCGACUCGGUCAACGCCGCGACCAGGCGGGCCAUGGGGUUCGAGCUACUCGGGUACAUCAACUGGCUGAGCGACGGCGACGACCAAGGGCAGCAGGCGCAGCCGGUGCUAGAAAGGAACGCCGCGUCCGCCAUGAGCUUGCUGUUUGCGCGUGACCCCCGAGCCUGGGACGAGUGGCUCCGCCCCCUGAACAAGAUGCAGCAGUUCGUGACGGAGGACAGACGCGUGCCCCUCGGUGAGUGGUACACGAGCGACUUGCAACGGCGGCAUUUGGAAGCAUUCGGCAGAGAGGGCGGGCACACCGGCUCUACGCGGUGGUAUCGCAUGUGGCGGGACAACCUGUUUGCGCCCGACGAGGAGGGCUUUGAGGAGCUGCUCCUGUCGCAGCCGGCUCUGCUCGUCGCGCCGACGGGGGCCGGACAACAGGAACAAAUGCUGGCUGCGUGGGCGCCGCGCUUGACGGUUCGCCAUGUCGACUCGGGACAUUGGCUUCAUCUAGAAAAGGCUGCCGAGACUAAUGCCGCCGUACAAGAGUUCUUGGACACUCUGGGCAGCGGUGCGUGA